This is a messenger RNA of Kwoniella shivajii, 1188 nucleotides long. RefSeq lists its product as uncharacterized. The record is from RefSeq and is a predicted model, not a curated record. Lineage: Eukaryota; Fungi; Basidiomycota; Tremellomycetes; Tremellales; Cryptococcaceae. Gene Ontology annotation, biological process: cell wall modification; pectin catabolic process. The coding region runs from base 1 to 1188 and encodes 395 amino acids. Gene Ontology annotation, molecular function: pectinesterase activity. The transcript has 9 exons.
AUGUCAACGUUCAAGUUUAUCGCCUUAGUAGUCCUCUUAGCGGGUACAAGUACUUUAGCCAACACUUAUGCGGAAUGUCAAAGACCUAAAUCGCAAGGUCAACAAUUACAAGGAUGCCCAAAUGGGACUAUAUACGUUUCUCAGACUGAUGCUCAAGCCGAAUAUGGUACGAUUCAAGGAGCCGUUCAAUCUCUUUCAAAUGACAACACGACUCAGUAUAUCCUCGUUGGGUCAGGUAAUUAUCAUGAAGUAGUAAAUGUGACUCGUCAAGGUCCAUUAACCAUCAUGGGAAUCACACCAAAUCCAUCGGAUUACACGUCUAACACUGUCCAUUUAUUCAAUUCAUCAUUCAUCAAUCAAACCAGUCAAACAGCAAGUCAAGAUAAUGCAGAUGCUGUAGUCCUCACCAUAUCACCUAGUAGGAAUGCAUCAUUAGUUGGAAGUGGUCCUUUAGGCGCUCCGCUACAACCGUUAUUUGGGAAUAGUGACUUCAGGCUGUAUAAUAUUGAUGUCGCUAAUCGUGCUACUGUAAAUGGUGUUGAGUACACUUCUGGAGACACAGGACCUUCAGCAGCCCUUUUUGUCAGCUAUGCAAAUGCAUCGUUCUAUCAAUGUACUUUUGCGAGUUAUCAAGAUACUCUGUAUGUUGGAAGGAAUGGAAGUGCGCUUUUCGUAGGUGGCGAAGUGACCGGUACGACAGAUUUCAUAUAUGGGUUCGGUACUGCUUAUUUUGAGAAUACAACUCUAUCCAGUAGGAAUACAGGUGGUGGUUUGGUAGCUUGGAAAGGUUCUGAGCAGUGGUAUGGACCGAAUACAUUUGGAGCAUAUUUUAAUAAUACAAAGAUCGUCAAAGCGGCCGAUGCCAAUACUACACUUGAUCUGACUCACACGAGGGCUUUAGGUAGACCAUGGAAUAAUCAAUCUAGAGUGGUAUUCAUGAAUACUUAUAUGUCUGAUAUAGUACUUCCUCAAGGAUUUAUCGAAUGGUCCUCUUCCGAUCCUAGAGUCUUUCCAAACGUAACUCAUUUCAUCGAAUCAGGAUCCUAUGGUCCAGGAUACAAUGCUUCUGCUAGAAAUUAUACGGUUGAAAGUAUAAUUUCAUCUGAAGAAGCCAAGAAGGAUUAUUCAGUCAGUAAUGUAUUUGGUGGUUUCCCAGAUUGGGUUGAUGGCAAUUACGUUUACGAGUGA